Molecule: messenger RNA, 2865 nt
Organism: Epinephelus fuscoguttatus (brown-marbled grouper)
Lineage: Eukaryota; Metazoa; Chordata; Actinopteri; Perciformes; Serranidae
Product: BEN domain-containing protein 4
Exons: 7
Coding region: 410-2074 (554 amino acids)
Molecular function (GO): DNA binding
Source: RefSeq, a predicted model, not a curated record
UGACGGUGCCCAAAUAACAUGCAUAAAUUAUCUUAAUGAGUUUAGUCUGCGUGAGAGGAGAGGCACGGUGCAGCGGCUGCAGAGGACUGAGUGGAAAUAUUGUACAACUGCUACAGCGCCCCGUUGUUCUCUGUGUGGAUGGUGGCUACAAAGGAGGCAGGCAGCGGCGCACAAGUCCCGCCUGUAUUUCCCUCUGGAGGAGUCUCAGUGUCGGAGCUCCCGACUGGGGAUUGGAGCGGCGGCUUGUCAGUAACUGAGCCCACCCUUCACACAGUGUGUAUGAGGGAAACCGAGCCAGACAGUGACGGAUCUGAUCUUCCACUCAUCAGCUGCCUGUCACACCAGCACGCCACGAUACCGACCCCGGAGCCUUUCGCCUUCCGCCGCCGCGCUGUGACACCUGGCCGGGAUGGAGGGAGAGAUGCAGCCCGCAGAUGAAGGGCCCUGCGCCCCGAAGAUGUGCCGACAACAACGGGGUCCGUACAGCACCCUGAAAAUCUUCCAGAGCAAGCGCUCGGCGGGCAAGUCGCGCUUUGACAGGUCGGCUGUGGUCGAGGUGCCUCUGUUUGGCGACGGACACCACUUCACUUUCCAUCCCGAGCAGCCCCAUCAUUUCCAGCCGCACCACCACCACCACCACCAGCAGCAGCGUCUGCAGCAGCAGCAGCUCCACCAAACCAGCGUCGCUAUCAGCAGCAGCCAGCAGCAGCAUCACCCGACGCCCCAGCAGCAGCAGCAGCAGCAGGAUCGUUUCCCAUGUGAGAACAGGCCCAGCAGCAGGGUCCCGACAUCCACCUCAGCGGCGGCGGCAGCAUCUCCCGGUACCCAGCAGAGGCGCGCCAGCAGCGGCAGAGCGGAGCCCAGAUUCUCCCCUGACUGCACCUACGGGAUCAGCUCAGAGAAUCGUCUCAUCCUGGAUGCCUUCGCCCAGCAGUGUAGCAGAGUCCUCAGCCUCCUCAACAACGGCCGUCUCCUGGAGCCCUCCUCCUCCUCUCCCUCCUUCACCUCCAACAUCAAGCUGGAAGACGGGCCAGGGGAGGUCCAGGCACUUCACUGCUCCUCACUGGGUAAAUCCAAACCUGAAGAGAGCUCAUCCACCACAGACCCAGAGGAGGAGGCCCAACAAAGCCAUUUAAACCAACAACAGACCUCUGCCGUUCUCCGCAUCUUCACAGACUCCCUACAGAACUAUCUGCUCUCAGGGCCUCAGCAGCAGCAGCAGCAACAUCUGGCUGCAGGUCUGGAGGAUGAGCAGUGUCCACUGGCAGAGUCCGGCUCAGGGGUGUCUCCUCCGAGACACAACCUGGGAGGCUGGGGCUCGCCGACUCCGUCAGAGUCGUACGGCCACCCGUCGUCCACGCUGCCUGAGGAGGAAGAGGAGGAGGAGAACUGCUGUCCACGCUGUCUGGAGUUGGAGCAGGAGGUGCUGUCUCUGCAGCAGGAGAACGAGGAGCUGCGCAACAAGCUGGAGAAUAUCCCAGUUCCCUGUCAAAAUGUUCUCGACUACUUCAAGACUGUUCUUGAGUUUCACAACCAGCUGGUCCAGCCGAUGCCGGAGGAGCAGCUCACUGAGGAAGAAGAGCGGCAAACAGUCUUUGAGGGCAGUAAACAGCUCCUGGAGAACUACCCUCUCUUCAUCUCUAACAAGCAGUGGGACGAAGCCGUCAACUCCUCCAAGAAAGACGGCAGGCGGCUGCUGCGCUACCUGAUUCGCUUCGUCUUCACCACGGACGAGCUCAAGUUCUCCUGCGGUUUGGGCAAAAGGAAGCGUUCAGUCCACUCAGGAGAUCCAGGCCUGGAGAGACGGCCGCUCAACCCCGUCAAAGUCAGCUGCCUCAGAGAGUUCAUCCGGAUGCACUGUGCCUCAAACCCAGACUGGUGGAUGCCCUCCGAGGAGCAGAUCAACAAAGUGUUCAGCGAUGCCGUCGGUCACGCUCGUCAGGGCCGGGCGGUCGGCACGUUCCUGAGCAGCAGCGGCAGCAGCACCAGCAGCCUCUACAUGGACGCCUUUGACGGACACCUGUCACAGGACGAACUGUAUUUAAAAGGCUGCCAGAACGGCCAGUCGGAUUGAAGUUAAAGGAGAAGCAAAAGACAAAUGCCUGAAAUGUAGCUGUACAACAACAUAUCCCAAAACACUGACCUUAACCUGUCACUUUACACAGUGAAGAAAACAUUCCAGAGGUUUAUCCUACAGAAUAUAACCACAGUCUCUCUGAACCACUUUCAGUAGUUUGUAGCUUUUUUGCCAUUUUUAUACAGACAGUUAUGUUUCGUUAAAAUUUGACUCUUAAGCUGUUUUAAACUUUUAAAAUUUGAGUCUUCCAUUUGCUACUUUUUCUAUAGUUUCAUGUUUGGAACAGUUACGUCUCCAUCAGUGGAAUAUUUCUGUUUGUUAUGUUGUGUUUUUGGGAUGGAGUCCCAGUUGAGUUUUUUCACAAUUUACUUGCAAACCUUCAGGUCAUCAGGAAGCUAUUUGUGUUCAUGUUACUCAAGCCAGAGACUUAUUAUAUCCAUCACUGACACCACAAGCUAUGAAGGCCCAUUUCCACCAGUGUGAUGAAAACAAAAGAUCCUGUGAGUCAUUAUAAAGAGAAACUCCCUCAAAACGACUUAGUGUCCCUAAAUUAUGAGAAAAAAAUUCUCCAAAUAAUGACUUAAUAAUGAGAAACAUUAUUAAAAUGACGAUUUUAAGAUACUGAUUAUUUUGAGAUACCAUGUCAUUAAUUUAGCAAGUUUCACUUUAUUUGAAACACUAGCAUAUGAUUUUGAUAUCAGUCAUUAUUUGGAGAUACUAACUCAUUUUUGAGAAAAGCAAGUUAUUAUUUUAAGAAAGUCUGUGUUUUGUAGAUACUAACCUAUUAU